Molecule: messenger RNA, 11459 nt
Organism: Topomyia yanbarensis
Lineage: Eukaryota; Metazoa; Arthropoda; Insecta; Diptera; Culicidae
Gene: LUBEL
Product: E3 ubiquitin-protein ligase lubel
Exons: 21
Coding region: 276-11135 (3619 amino acids)
Biological process (GO): protein linear polyubiquitination
Cellular component (GO): LUBAC complex
Molecular function (GO): linear polyubiquitin binding; K63-linked polyubiquitin modification-dependent protein binding; K48-linked polyubiquitin modification-dependent protein binding
Source: RefSeq, a predicted model, not a curated record
CACGAUCAGUCAGUUUUGAGACGUCUGGGCGUGCAAACCUCUCUCGGUUGCGGUCUCGCGGGGUUAUAUAAAAUUUCCCAGGCAAUCGUUGGAAGAUUCACCGGUACAGUUUGAUAGUGCUCUGUUCGACAAUCGAUAAUGCGAUCGAGUUCCUGCUGAUUUGAGAUCGAAAAGUGUCUAAUAUCUGGAAAGAAAAUUCAUCUGAUCGACUGAAAGCGAAAAAAAGUUAUUUUUAUUAAUAUAGUGCUCCCGGGAAUGUACUACGGGUUCGGAAGAUGAGUGGUAACGUCCCUCUACGAGCGCCAACACCUCCGGCAAUGGCCAACCAUCCAGCAUCGAGAUUUAAAACGUCAAGAACCAUGCCAACAUGGGUGACUGAUAGCAGCGAUCGGGUUGGACCACCACCACCUGCGCCGCCGAAUAAUCACGAUCCGGAAUAUGAGGUCAUCGAUGUUGCCAAUCAACAAUACUCUAAUGCUCCACCACCGAUUCCGCUGAAAUCACCAGAUAUCAAACGCAUGACCGUUAUGAAAUGCGACCUGUGCGGUUCUGUCACACCAGCAGUUCGAUGCAUACAAUGCGAUCAAAACCUAUUCUGUGCAUCCUGUGACGAACGCUAUCACCGUCAUCCGAAACGCCAAACCCAUACCAGAACGCCCGUAGAAUUGCAAAAUACCACGGUGAAGCCCCCGCUGCCGCCGAAAGGUGAGGCUAGCACGGGUGGUCCCCUGCCACCACCCAGAAGAACCAAACGUCCCGGCAGUUUCCUAUUUCCUAGCCCUAUGCUGGGGCGUAAACAGGAACCGGACCAGACCAUACCUACAACUGUUCCCCAAGGCCCUGAAGUGAGUCAGCCCCAGAAGCCUCCACAACCUCCACCUAGUCCUGCGCUGUCUCUCCGCGACAAAAUGAGCUCUCUCAAGCGUUUCAUUCAUCCAUCAAACAGACCGCUUCCAGAUCCACCUGGACAAAAAGUUCACUCGUCCAACACAUCGCUUAAUUCCACCGGCGCUAGCCCCUUUCGAUCUAUAUCCAGUACGAUGGAAAAGAUCCAGAACAACACUGCCGCCACUCUAGAUCGUAUGACUCUAUUGCAGCAACGCUACCGACAACACCAGGAAACCAUGAAAGCUGACAGCGAUCGAAGUCGUCGCGCAAGUGUUUCAUCCAACGUUGAUCUACAGUCAUCAGGCCCAAAUAUACGUUCAAAACCACCAUCAGUCCCAACAAUAAACCAUCACCACCAACAACAACAGUUUCACCAGCAACAUCUGCUUCAUCCGCGAUGGAACGAACCUCCAACACCCAGAAUAAGAUCUGGUAGUGUCGCUUCGGAUAUCAAUUUACUACCCAGUGCAUCCUCAACAGUAUCUAACGAAAGUAAUCCACCCCGAAAUAAUCCACCGUUUAUGUCCCCCAUGCAGCGUUCAGAGUUUGGUGCAGUUCCAGGUUCCGGUCCGCCGAAUCCUCGUAGUACGUCUGUGUUUAAUAUAAACCAAUUGCAGCCACAACAGCCAAACAUGUGGGGCUUUACUCCUCUGCAACAGGCUCAAUCAAUGGCACAUUUCAAUCAGAUGCACUGGAAUCAAAUGAAUCCAUGGAUGCCGGGUCAGUCGCAGAAUGGAUCCAACAUGAGUCUUAAUUUGCCACCAUCUCAAAUGAGUCACUAUCCACACGAUCAACCUGGCUAUCCGUCCAACUGGAAUAACGCAUGGGGUGGAAUGUACCCUUACCCGAUGGGUAUGAUGCCGGUGAUGCCCGGAAUGGCACUACCUCCACCCCGUUCGAGAGCUCAUUCUCGAUCACGUGCAGCCUCUCCAGCGCUCAGUAUCAAGUCACGCAAGUCCACCAUGUCGAUGCGAAACAUGCAACGAAGCAGUUACAUUAACGAUCUGACCGACGAUGAGGACUCCGAUGAAGAGUUUAUUAAACCUCGAGGUCGUCGAGAUCGCCGACAACGAGUAGAUUCCAACAGUAGUCUUGAUUUUGAUGAACCAGAACCAAAUACAUUCAUACGAGCAUCCAGUGUGAAGCACUCGCGCUUCAAUCGGGAUCGUCGCAGCGGUUCUGCGGCCAGAUCUCUAAUUGAUUAUCCCACAUCUCACACAAGAGAAUCACAUCGUACCCGGUACGAUCGUGAUGAGCUGCUUCGAGAUCGAUUUGAUAAAAUGUCUUUAUCGUCGACUAGAAAAACGACCAACCCUUCGCAAGGGAACGAUUCUGACAAAGAAUUCAAUCGAAACGUAUCCAAGCAAGCAAGGUCCAAUAACGAGGAUAUCGGUUCGCCACGCAAGAUAACCUCUGACUCUAUGACGAACGAUUCUGAUGUUGAUCUAGAAAGACGUCGUCUCGCCAAACACAGAACUUCCAGCAGUGCUGCAUCUCCCCGAAGAAUUGCGUCCGAUUCGUUUACUAAUGACUCCGAUGCUGACUCACAACGUCGUAAACAGCAGUCUAAGAAAUCUAAUAAACCUACAAUACCGCUUCCAAAACGAAUGGAAUCAGAUUCAGUGACCAACGAUUCAGAUUCAAUACGUGAAAAAUCAAAACCUUUUGGAAUAAAGAAAGAAUCAGAUACUGAGAAAAAUAAAUCAUCCAAGUCAACCAAAUCUGGACAAAUUAUUCCCAAGAAAAUUCCAUCAGAUUCACACACUCCCGAUACCGACGGCGAACAGAGACGCCGAUUCAACAACAAAAAAUCGCUGAAGAAACAUUCAAGCACGGAAUUUAUAGCCAAUGAUUCGGACGCCGAAUUUGAACGCCGAAAACAAGAAAAACUUAAAAAAGCCAGUGUUCAAGAGUUACCCGAAGAUAAAUGCUCUAAGAUAUCUGACGAUGAAGAGCAGGAAACACACAUGAAAACUGUUGAAUUGAAAAACCAACUAAACGAAACCAAGCUUGAAUCGAUCGAGGUAACGGUGGAUACUUUACCAAUUUCUGCAGUCGCACCUAAUCGUGAAUGGGAAUGCGAAUUCUGUACUUAUGUCAACGAUGCCGGAGUGAAAAUCUGUGCGAUAUGCUGUAAGACAGUGUCGGCGAUUAUUACCGAAACAAAAGCUAAUACAAAUAUGCCUCGAUCGCCACCACCAGAUGUCGUGCAGGAGCCACCUUUUGAGAAGAAACUCGUUUCUAGGCCGAUCGACGAUGUGCAGAAGCAGGAGAAAAUCUCGCCCGUGCCAACCAAAGAGGGCGAGGCCAAGAAAAAAGACAAUGAUGAUGAAAAGGAAAAUGGUGAUGAUGGUGGUACAAAUAGUGUGAAUGAGAAAGUUUUUGACGAGAGUCAGUACGAAAAUCAUGAAUUUAACAUGCAAUGUUCUCCAUCGAGAUCAGGAUGUUUGAAAGAUAGUGGUGAGAUCAAACAAAAUUUAGACAGUGAAGAAGUUAAGAUAGUGAACAAACUAGUGAAAGAAAAAGUGUCUACGGGAUGUGGUCCUUCUCCACCACGUGAAUCUCAGAAAGAACCUCUUAAGCUUCAAGACAAUAGGCAGCCAACUACACCCCGAGCUUCAAUAGGAACCUCUCCACCUCCUCAGGAUAUGUCGACUCAGACUUACGACUCCUUUGAGCAAAUUAGUGAAGACAUUUCGGCAAGUCAAGUCAUAGCUCAAGACAAACUCCCCAACAACUUGACUCAACCACCGCCCGGCAGUAUCUUCAAACGAUCGCAUUCAAUUGCCACUACACCACAACUGCUACAAGUGGGUGGUUCUCGUUCUGGCAGCCGAAUGAGCUUCUCGAGUGACACGCAGAGUUUGCCACCAUCUCCGCACGAACAAAGUCCACAGCCUCCGCAGCAGGCGCAGUACCAUGACACACCUCAAGCCAUACCAAAUCAUUCAGACGAAAAUAUGUCGUACCUGGACCGCGCCAUUCAUCAGAUCAUUCAAACAGCCGCCAAGACCACCUUCAGUUUGUCUCGUCCACUCGACCAGAACAAGUAUCGUGCGAUGAACGACCUGAGACGCAUCGAUGUCAUCCAACCAAACCAUCCGACCGCCAAAGACCUGUUACCGAAUCGGCAAAUGACGAACACCACCAUGUGUGAUCGCUCCGACGAUGCUACUCGGAUGAUGGAGACACUAAAGAUAGAUGGCCAUACUAAUCUAGCGGGUGCAGAGCUAGUCUAUCUUUUAAAGGAGGCGGAACAACACAAAUUCACAGCUGAGGAGCUGCAGGCAGCGCUUGGUCAUUGCAGAGAUAAACACCCGAUUCAGUGGCUCCAUGACAACUGGUCAAAGCUAAUCGACACAGUUCAAACAUUAGCUACUAAAUACGGCCAUGAAAAGAGAGAAAACACCAUCGGCACAAUUUCUUCCAUUGAGGCUCGCGAAGCGCUUCGUUUGCACAAGGGAAACAUUUGGCACGCCAUUACUGAAUGCAUUGAGCAGCGCCAAAAGAAGUACAAUGAAAUCGCCUCAAAAGGCAACUUCACUCGGGAAGACAUUGUUACCAGCCUCACAGCGCAUCAUGGAAAUUUGGACUUGGCAAUGGUGGAGCUCAGCAAAACUCAACUGAAGCCAUUCCUAAUGCGAAUCUGGGGUCCGCCAAAUGGAGCCGAUAACGAUUCUGGUAACUCACUUCUGCAGCAAGCGCUAAAAGAGGAUCGGAGUGGAAUCAGCAGUGAGAUUCAAGAGUUUAUCAGUACACAUGUCGAGAAUGAACUACUUUCCAAUGGUUCAUCUAACGGAGUACACGCGGUGAAUGCUUGUUCAGAGAAGCUCGAAGAAUCCAAGAAAAUCACAAACCGCUGCCCAACAACCAAUGGAAGAGCAGCAAUGAAACCAGAGGAUAUCCAAAAAUUUGGCAACCAGGGAGUAUCCAACGACAACCCUACAGUGAUUGACGAUGAAUGCAUUCCAUCAAAUACUGCGAUUUUGAGGGACAUUGAGAAGCUUAUAGAUCAAAUGGAAAAGAAUCAGGCAAACCAAAACGAAGACGUGUUGAAAAACAUUCAGCAGCUACUCACCAAACUGGUCGAUCGUAAUGAAUCUCGCCCAGCUUCUCAAGUUUCGGUACGUUCAGAAUCAUGCGAAAGAAUCAUUACAAAAAGUCCAAUUCCACUACGACGAUCAACUGAAAUUUCGAUCGACGAGACGAAACCCAUAUACGAAGACAUUCGAAAGUUCAUGACAGACAACAUUCAGGAAAUUCUUCCCAGCCUCGUCGGACAAGUUCAACAGGAACUGGACAGCACCCCAUUCAGAUCUGCAAGAACCCUGGAAGACGACAUUAGAGAAACCCUAAUGAAUGCCGAAUAUUCAGAGGAUGACUACGCGACCAUUCACUGUUUUCCGUUUAAACGCGACCCUGAGACAGCACGUGAUUUUCCUAGCUUGACGAAAAUAACUUCGAAGGAUUCCAAUACCACCCAAGAAGAAGACAAUGAAUAUGCUAAUAUACAGAAUUUUCUGAGGAGGGCCAUUCGCAACGAAAGACUGACGUGUAAUUUUGAACAAUAUAGGAUGCAGAAUUACAGAUUCGACAGUAGCUCCGACGAAGCAAAAAUGACAGCUGAAAGUACAGACUACUACGACAUAGUUACAGUGAAUCAGAAAAUACAAGAAGCUCUAGACAGACGCAGAACAAGUGUAAAAUCUGAGACGGAAUCCAUGAGAUCCGAAUCGAUAUCAUUGGAAUUGGAUGCGCUAGGCAUGGCAAGUCCCAUUGAAGAAGCGAUCUAUGCCAAUGUUUCGACUAUUAAAUCGACGAUAUCAGCUGUGGAAUCAAAUGAAAAUAUACACAACCGAGAAUUGGCGAACAACGAGCUACGUGAGCCCACGAAAUGUUCUUCUCAAAUGGAUCUUAAGGCAACCAUAGCGGACACGGUUAUCCCCGUCAUAUACACUGAUAAUUUUGAAGGGCUGAAACUGGUUGUCGAGAAUAUUCAAAAGGAUGAACAGGCGUUUGAAAUGUUACCCGUUGAACCAGUGUCACAAAUUGAUAAUGUGGAAGAGUUUAGGCACGCUGUUGGCACCAUCGAAGAAAUUCAAGAUGAUCUUGAAAUGUCACUGGAUAAGCAGGACACAUCUCUGUUAGAAGCUGACCUUCCCAUUAACGACAACGUAACAGAGACGGACGAGACCGUGAUAGAAAUACUUCCGAAUCAUCCGCCUGCAGCUACUGCAACAAAACCAGCGACUACACAUUAUGCCCAAGAGGUUUCUGAGAAUGCCGAAAUUGAACCACAAGAUCAUAUAACUCAUGCACAUGACAGUAGAAGCAAUGCCAAUGAUUCUAAUGCUUCUGCUAGCAAUGUAGAUGUAGAAUCUCAUGAAUUAGUUGAGGUUGUCCCAACUUCUGUUACCGUGUUAGAGUUCAGCGGUCAACUUACCACCCAAGACCCCAUUUCUCCAAAUAAUGCUGAUUCUACUCAUAUUAAAAUAAUCACCAUACCAUCACAAACACAGCUUACUCCGUCCGGGUUAACAAGCGAUGAACAAGCUCUUUCAACUGACUUUUCGGUCAUUCCCGUACAAUCAAAUGCUAGCCUUAACCAAAUUCCCAGCCCUCCACGAACUCCAGAAGUAGAAGCGUUUCCCAAAUCUCCUACAGCGAUUGAAAAUGAAACCUCACAAAUUCCUUCUCAAGACCUUCCAACUAGCUCAACCCUUAACGGAACUACAACUUCGGUUCCCUGCGUAAUACCUACGAGUCCCGAGGACAAACAGUCAAACCACCCUAGUCCCAUAGCUCCCAACGAUAACAUAGUGACUACGUCACUAUCCAAACCUUCGAACAACCUUUCCGAUUUAGUACUUGAUACCAAACGACUCAUUCAGCAAAUGAAAGAUGAAAUUGCUUCUGACAUGGCCACCAUGCAGAAUGAAGAUGAAAUAUACGAUGGCGAGUAUUACGAAGAAGACGAGUAUGACGAAUGGAGCGAUGAAAAUAUUGAUGAAUGGGAGUCGAACGAAGAAUACGACGUUGACGAAAAUGGCGACUACUACGAAUACGAGGAUGAAGACGAAGACGGGUCAGUGAUGUUCAGCGAAAUAGCACCUGAGGACGCUUGGGAUGCAAUGAAUCGGGUCAGUGAACCAGCCGAUCAAGUCAUGAUUGAAGAGGCAAUUGGAAACAAACUUGAUCUACCAAAGAUAAGUGCAGCGCUAAUAAGAGAAUUGGAACGAAAUAGUGCUUCGGAGGUUAGUGAUCUGCCGCUAGAUAGUGAUUUCAAUGAUGCGCUGAGCAUUAUCGAACAGUCAGUGGGAGAAGUUGACGAAAUUCUAAGCUCCGCAGUGGAAGGCUUGAUGGAGAUUCAUCAUUCGGAGUACGAUGAAAUAAUUGGACCCGGGACAUUACAAAACAGUCCUGAUGCUAGUGAAUUCAGUGAGAUGACACUUAUCGCUGAUAGGACCGAAUCGACAGAAGCUACAUUGGUGGCCGAAGAAAAUUUAAACUACACGAGAAAAAAUGUACAGACAUUGCUAAAUGCUAAGGCUGUAAUCGGAAAUUUCAUUAGGACUGCACAGUUGGUUGAGGAUAGGGAUAUACCCACUUUGAACGGUCUCGAAGGCCAAAUUGUCGUUGCAACGGACGAAGAAAAUCAACCUAGUAAGUUGAACCAAUGCAUUGUUUUAGAAACUUCUCAAACUGAUCAUGCUGACGUUCAUCAACGCACAACUGAAUUAGUCGAACGAUCUAAUAAUAAUAAUAUCGAAGAAUCGGUAAAUGAAACCGUUCACACAGAAAAAAUACUCAGAGACUCAAUAGAGUUACAUCCAGAUCAAGAAGUAGCAGACGCUACUCACGUACUUGAUGCUACAAUAGAAAUGUUGAAUUCAGUUGCUAGAGACCUAAGCGAACAGCUUCGCCAAGUUUCUCCUAGCCAAGAUAAUACAAGGCCUGGUCGGGAUCCAGAAGAAGCGGUUAUUAUGAAUUCUUCAUUUCAGCAGAACAUUCCAGAAUAUGCAGUUGUUACCAGAAACAGAACUACCGGUAGUGUGGAGAUAUCUGGUGCUAUUCCAUUGUUGCCCGAAGCUGAAAUUCAUGACUAUGUGAAUGUAUAUAACGGUAGGGUGGCCUUAAUGGACUCUGGUAUAACUGAUGUAAUUGAACAACACCAUACUAGUGUUCCCUCUGACGACCAAUUUGAAGCCAUCCCUAAUUCAAUUCCUGAAUACGCAACAGUCAUUAAGGUGAACAAUGAACUGCAGCUGAUUGAAGAGCCUCCAACAAUACUAGAACCAGAAUCAAGUAUAAAUUCUUCUGUCAACGUUCAAAACGUUGUAAAUAGACGCCCUGAAACAACACGAAUCUCUGCAAUUGCUUUGGAAUAUAAGGAGAAUCGACAGACCAAUACAGAAAGUAAGAUCACAGAAACCGUCGAAGAAACAAACAGUACAGCAGCAGAAGUUCUAAACAGAGUUCAAACUAACCAGGCUAUACCAACCAGUCACGAUCUUACAGGGCCUAUGAAUAAAAAAGAAGAGACUCAUCAUAUUGAUGAGUCAAUACCAAAAGACACGAGCGUCGAACUGGUGCAACCAGUGAUUGAAAAUACAGAUUCUACACAACAUGCAGGAUCCAACUCACAACACAACAUGCAGCCUAUCAAAAGCAUUCAAUCUGAUCCAAUUCAAUCUAUUUCAAAUGGCGUAGUUGUAAAUGAUAUUGCCUCAAUAGACGACAUAGAGAACAGAUCCAAAAACUACGCAGCUUCAGGGAACGUGAAUUUACAAACAGAGAUUAUUUCCGAACAAAAAAUUAUCGAACAGAACCACAAAGAAUCUGAAGUUAAUGUAAAUGAAUCCCCAAAUGGCAACAGUUCAGAUCCAAAUUUAGGCCAAGCAUCUGCAUCAAAAAUGAAUACAAUUACCAUCAUCCAUGAUCAACCUAAUAUAACAUCAAUAGAUAAGAACAAACAGCAAACAAGUACUAUAACCGCUGUUGAACAACCAUCAUCAUAUCAGAACGAACAAACGUAUUCCAUCACCAAUGGGGAUUUACAAGAAGCCACCCUUCAUUCAUCUAGAUCGCGCGAACCAUCUGAAGAGCUAUCGAGCUUUAUAGAAGUGCAACCAUCGCAAGUAAUCAUUCAUAAACCAUCUUCAGAAAUACAGGAUUCACAAUCUCUACCGGAACCACCUCAGCAAUCAUCUAAUAUUGACGCUAACCUUGAAGUUUCUCAAUCGAACAACGACGGAUCUAAAAAAUCUGGAAAGCUAUCCUUAAAGAUACCGAAAACCAUCGUCAAAUCUGAAAAUGCCACUACCAAAAAACCAUCAACACCACCAUCUCCACCAUCCCCAAGCAGUUCCAAAAUCACAAAAACUGUUAAAACCAAACCCAAAACCACAACAGACACAAAAAAGAAAUCAUCCACCGCAUCCGAUUCCUCUAGCCGCAGAAACUCUCUUCGCAAGACUUCAAUCGGCGGCCCAUUUGGUCCUGUGCAAACCAACACGGUCAAGAAUAUGCAGAAAGAGUUCCUCAGUAAGACUCAUAAAGAUACAUCCAAAUCAGUCAUUAGUAGUGCACCGAAACCAAAGCCAUCCAAACUGGUACAACCGAAGGCAUUUACUAAUAAGCUUACUAAACCCGUUACAUCCAACCAGCCAUUAAAUGGGACAGACUUUAGCAAAGCAUCAACCCCAUCCACGGAGCCAGGAUCAUCUCGUUCGACUCCUGGACCAAGCUCAGGUAAUAGCAUUGGAUCUCGCGAAGGUUCAGUUACCUCAGAACAGAAACGGAAGCUUCGAAAGAAAUACCUGGAGACCUGCUUCAGUGAUGACUAUAUGACAUCGGAUGAGGAUGGCGAUUUAACGACCGUAACGGAAAGCGAAAGUAGAACCAUUAUACGUUCCUUAGUAACACCGUACGAACCCAGCGAAGAACCCAUAGAAGUACAAGCCCGUCGAAUGCUAGAUGAAGGUCAUGUUCAGACUUACCAACAAGCUGAACUAGCAGUUCAGCUGAUCGAAAUGAGAUACGCACGGGACAAUGCUAUCUGGGCAGCAACACAAUGUCACACAAUCGAUGAAGCUAAAGACCUACUCCAGAAAGAAUGUGAGUUGUGUCUUGGUGUCUAUCCGAUGAAUGAGAUCAUUUCCAUGCUAAAAUGCACCCAUUCAUGUUGCUUGGAUUGCACCAAAGUCUAUUUCACGGAAGAGAUCAUGCAUCGGUCGAUUACUAACUGCAACUGUCCGUACUGCAAAGAACCGGAUCUGAAUAAUUCCAACGUUACUGAAGACGAUGUGUUGGAAUACUUUUCAAACCUAGAUAUUUUACUCAAAAAUAUCGUAGACGAAGAGGUGCAUGAUCUGUUUCAGCGUAAACUUCGUGAUCGCACUCUGAUGCAAGAUCCUAACUUCAAGUGGUGCGUAAACUGUUCCUCUGGGUUCUUCGUUCGCCCACGUCAAAAGCGUCUCAUAUGCCCUGACUGUGGAUCGAUUACGUGCACCUCAUGCCGUAAACCAUGGGAACCACAACAUGAAGGUAUUUCUUGCGAAAAAUUCGCAGAGUGGAAGGAGGCUAAUGAUCCGGAGUUCCAAGCUCAAGGUGUUGCUCGUCAUUUACAAGCCCACGGUAUCAGCUGCCCGAAUUGUAACUUCAAGUACUCACUGUCGCGCGGUGGCUGUAUGCAUUUUACCUGUAUACAAUGCAAAUUCGAGUUCUGCUUCGGAUGCAACAAACCUUUCAUGAUGGGUGCCAAAUGUAACGUCUCUCCGUACUGUGCAAAACUAGGUCUCCACGCUCACCAUCCAAGAAACUGCCUAUUCUACCUGAGAGAUAAGGAUCCAAGGGAUUUGCAAACAUUGCUAACGAUGCAUAAUGUCACGUUUGAUACCGAACCUUCCGAACUACUAAAACGAGAGUUUAGGCAAAGCGAAUUGGAUUCCAUGAAGUGUCCCAUCCCACUGCAGAAAGAAACGCCUGCAGGAUUAAUGGAUACCGUCUGCAACAAUGACGUUCCAGAAGCACACGCCGGCUUGUGCAGUGCCCACUACAUAGAAUAUUUAAGCUUGCUGACGAUGCUAAACCAAAUCGACCCCAUCGACGUGCUGAGCGUAGACGAUCUCGAAUCGAUCGUCCGUCGAGCCAACAAACGUAUGCCACCGAGACCAAUCGGAGUCGUGGACGGAAUCUAUCGCGAUUUUCUAGCGCAGAUUGUCAAAGAACAAAUUCCAUUGAAUUAGGAAUCCUGCAGAGAAAAGUGGUUAACAGAUAUAUUCGCAUCAUCGCUUGCAUCCGCGACAUAAGGAGUUUGCUAAAAUCUUUAAUCAGUAAAGCCUAUCGCACAGCAUAAAAACUUAACUCAUGCCGAUAAACAUAACAACUUUAUUACACUACAUUACACAGUGUUAAGUUUCCUUUUGAAAUGUGAGCUAAAGUAAUGAAAAGUUUUUGAUUCACAGAGGUUCACAAUGUACUCAUGAGUACAACACAAGGGACCCAAAAAACUCACCUUUUUAGAAUUCGUGUACCACUACGAAAAUAAAUUAAAAGCCUCACUUCAACAA